Molecule: messenger RNA, 1500 nt
Organism: Trichoderma aggressivum f. europaeum
Lineage: Eukaryota; Fungi; Ascomycota; Sordariomycetes; Hypocreales; Hypocreaceae
Exons: 2
Coding region: 1-1500 (499 amino acids)
Biological process (GO): proteolysis
Molecular function (GO): aspartic-type endopeptidase activity
Source: RefSeq, a predicted model, not a curated record
AUGCACUCACGGCUUCUCCUAACUGCCCUGUUCCUGGGCUUCAUUGCCCUGGUCUCGGCGUCCGCCAUCCCCAUCCAGAAGCGUUCCUUCAAGGUUGAGCGGAGGGCAAACCCCAACUUCACUGGAAACGAUGGUCUCAAGGCUCUCGGCAAGGCGUACCGCAAGUUCGGCUGGGACAUGCCCCAGAACUUGAAGGAUGCUCUCGAAGUCCGCAAGGCUGCUGAUACGGCUCGCCGGGCUGCUGCUGUUGCUGCUAGGGAGGCUGCUGCCCAGAAGAAGAGCCGUCGAUCACUGUUGGACAUUCUGGGCGAGCUUGGUGUCUUUGGCAACAGCGGUAACGCUGACACUAAUGGCGACGACGCCAAUGCCAAUGCCAAUGGCAACGGCAACGCUGGCAGUGGCAGCGGCAGACAUCAUCACCACGGCCAAGGCAACGGUCAAGGUCAGGGUCAGGGUCAAGCCGGCGGAAACCAGACUCAGUCGGAUCCCGCAGCUCAGCAACCCGCCUCAGGCCAGACCGGAAGCGUCACAAACACCCCUGAAGGCAACGAUGUCGAGUUCCUAUCCCCCGUCAACAUUGGUGGCCAGACUCUCAACCUCGACUUCGACACCGGCUCUUCCGAUCUCUGGGUGUUCAACACUCAGAUGGACCCCCAGCUCACCGCCGGCCACACCCUCUACGACCCUACCAAGAGCAAGACCUUCCAGGAGAUCCAGGGUGCCCAGUUCCUCGUCCAGUACGGUGACGGCUCUGGCGCCGAGGGCACCGUCGGCACCGACGUUGUCAACGUUGGCGGCGCCGUCUUCAACGCCCAGGCUGUCGAGAUCGCCACCGAGGUCACCCAGCAAUUUGUCGACGACCAGCAGAACGACGGCCUCAUGGGCCUUGCCUUUUCCACCCUCAACACCGUCCAGCCCCAGCAGCAAAAGACCUUCCUCGACAACGUCGCGCCGUCUCUCGCCGAGCCCGUCUUCACUGCCGAUCUCAAGAAGGGCGCUCCCGGAACUUACACUUUCGGCGCCAUUGAUUCCACUGCUUUCCAGGGCGACCUGACCUUUGUCGACGUCGACAACUCUCAGGGCUUCUGGCAGUUCAGCAGCGAGUCCUUUGCCGUCGACGGUGGUGCUACCCAGCAGGCGACCGCUGGUGGUCAGGCCAUUGCUGAUACCGGCACCACUCUCCUCCUUGCCGACCCCAUCAUCGUCAACGGCUACUACUCCCAGGUUGAGGGUGCUCAGAACGACCAGCAGGCCGGUGGUUUCACCAUCCCUUGCGAUGCUCAGCUGCCCGAUCUGGACCUUGACGUUGGUGGCAAGUAUGUUGCCCGCAUCAGCGGUUCCGACCUCAACUUCUCGCCCGUUUCGGGAAACACUUGCUUCGGCGGUCUUCAGGCCACUACCCAGGGCGGCCUGGGUGUCUACGGCGACAUCUUCUUCAAGUCGCAGUUUGUGGCCUUUAACAUUGGCAACAACACUUUGGGACUGGCCCCCCAUGCUUAG